Messenger RNA from Nomia melanderi (Alkali bee), 3032 nucleotides. RefSeq lists its product as uncharacterized. Gene Ontology annotation, biological process: regulation of transcription by RNA polymerase II. The record is from RefSeq and is a predicted model, not a curated record. Lineage: Eukaryota; Metazoa; Arthropoda; Insecta; Hymenoptera; Halictidae. Gene Ontology annotation, molecular function: zinc ion binding; DNA-binding transcription factor activity, RNA polymerase II-specific. Gene Ontology annotation, cellular component: nucleus.
UUUGUUCCUAUACUCGUGCCGCCACCUGAAAAUCCCCAAUGCCGUUCGAACUGUGUGUGCGUGUUUAGUGGUAUUAUAUGUGUAUACACGGACGUAACAGUAUGCACUUUUCUAAACAAGCAUAAUGAAAUAAAUGAGUGCUUUUAUUCAGAUAUGACAUAAUGGGAAGUCCAUUACUAAUUGUUUGCUAAGAAUCCGGCGUCAUUAUCGUAUAUGCAUUUAUACUGAGAUACACAUUUAAAUGACUUUUUUCUAUGUGCACUGAAAAGCAGUUUAUAUUUUUAUUGUGCAAAGAAACAACAUGUCCGCUAUCUUGUUUGGCGUCCGAACCAAUUUUUUAUUUAUCACGCAUCGCAGUGUAAAUGUGAGAUGAUGCGAUCAAAUCUUCAAUUCUUGUGACAAUGUACUGUACCGCAACACAUAUCCUUAGAUUUUAUAUGUGAACAAUGUCGGAGCCGGAACUUUGCCGGCUCUGCGCCGAGACCAAAGAAAAUUUUAUCGGUAUUUAUGAUACCGAGGGACAAAAAUUAGCUAUAGAAGCUAAAAUAGCCAAGUGUUUGCAGAUUCAGGUAUUAAUAACCGAUGGAUUACCACUUAGCGUUUGUAUAGACUGUUGUAUAUUAUUAAAUCAGUGCAAUGAAUUCUUCGAGAAAACCAACCAGGCACAAACAUCUCUCAGGCAGUUACUCAUAGAUACCAAGUCUGAACCACAGUCAUUAGAAACGAACAUAGAUUAUAUUCAAAAAACAGUUAUAUUUCCAAAGGAAGAAGAAAUUGUAGACACAAUUAUUGAAUGUCAGAUAUCAAAUAAUUAUAUUCAAGAAUCUAAUGUUUCAAAUGACUAUUUCACAGAAGAAACUAAAAGUCAACAAAACUAUGAGGCCAAGGAACCUGAAAAUAGCUCAAAAGAAAAAAAAUGUAAAAUACAAAUGAAGAAAGCGUCACCCAAACAGACUAGAAAGAAAUUAAAACGAAAAAACCAGAAUCAAAAACCAGAAGAUUCAAAUUUAUGUAUAAAUCCUGACUUAGAAAGAGAACACAACAUGAAUGUAAAAACUAAUAUUAAGGUUCCGGAUAAUUAUAUGACAGGUACAGAUUCAGAUUUAGAGAUCAUUGAAUCGCAUACAACAGACACGUUGAAAUUUGGGCAUAAAAGAGGAGAAAAUAUGGAUAGGUAUCCUUGGCUUUGCACAGACUGUAAUGAUAAAUUGCCAAGUUUAGAAGGAUUGGAAGAACAUCACGAAACUGUUCAUAAUCAACAAGCGAAAUAUAUGUGCGUGUUAUGCUGUAAAGUUUAUGAUAAAUAUUAUGGUUUCCUUACUCAUGUCAAACGACAUAAAAAUAAGGCAAAGUUCAGUUGCGAAGAUUGUGGGAAAUCAUUUGUACAUAAAAAAGUAUUAGAUUCUCACAAAGCAAUUCAUAGUGAAGAACGGCCUCAUGUAUGUCAAACUUGUGGAAAGGCAUUUAGACAGCAAAGUGCUUUGUACAUCCAUAGUCGAUGCCAUUUACCAGAUACAAUGAAGAAUAGAUUUCCAUGCGAUGAAUGCGACAAAAGGUUUUCAACAAAACCAAACUUAGUGACACAUAAGCGCAUCCAUUCUGGUGUUAGGAAUUUUACAUGUGAUCAAUGUGGUAAAAGUUUUAUUCAGAAAGGAAAUUUGGAGGCUCAUUUUUUAACUCAUUCAGCAGAUAAACCUUACAGCUGUACUCAAUGUUCAAAAGCCUUUAAAACUCCAUUACAAUUAAAAAAACACGAAACAGUUCACACUGGUGCUAAGCCACAUCAAUGUGCUGUGUGUGGAAGAACGUUUAGAGAAAAAGGUACAUUAAGAGAGCAUCAUAGAAUACAUACUGGAGCAAUGCCAUUUACAUGUGAAUUUUGUGGUAAAUGUUUUCGCUUCAAAGGCAUACUGACUACUCAUAGAAGACAACAUACCGGUGAACGUCCAUAUAGUUGCCUAGAAUGUCAACAUCAUUUCACAAAUUGGCCAAAUUAUAAUAAACAUAUGAAACGUAGACAUGGAAUUAACACAUCCCACACAAAACAUUUGUCACAAUCUCAGCAUUCAGAAUCACAGCAACAGCAAUUACAACAACAGCAACAACAAUCAGAACAGCCACAAACAAUCCAGUCAAAUACCUCGGAAGAUCCCUUGUCUACCAUAUCUCAUACAGAAACAUCAACGGUCCAGGUAAUACAAACUGUGUCACAUACAUCACCAUCUCAACCAAUUGUUGUACAAACUAUACCAACUACAGCAAUUCAGAAUUUUCAAUCAGAUGUAAUUGGUAGUACACAAGAUGCUGUGUUUCGAGAAAGAAAUGCAACAUACUUUAACGCAGUACCAGCCACAUUGCAAAAUUUUUUACCACCUAAUUUACCAUAUAAUUUUUAUAAUAUAUCAAAUGUUACAUACCGCGAAUAAUUUCAUUUGACAUAGACAAGUUAAUAUUGUGUUAUACAAACCAGUUAUAAGUAAAUAUAUAUACAACCUUUAAUUACCUAAGCAUAUAAAUAUUUUGAAUGUUUUUAAUUCUAUAAAACAGCAAAUUUGUAUACGAACGAAAUGAAACGGUAAAAAUUGUUUUUAUGAAUAUAGUUGGCUUAAUUUUACUAUUAUACGACGAAGGUGAUUAUUUAAUAAGUGUAUAAAUGUUUUGAUUACAUCUCACUUUAAUUAUGAUUAUGCUUUGAAACUGAAAAUACACUUCUCUAUCAAAUUUUCCGCUAACUACAGCUACAGUGACAUAUAAAAGAUCUUUAAACAGAUGCUUGUAUUGUUCUACUCUAAGUAGUACACAUAUACAUAUACACAUGUAUGCGAAAAUACGUUAAACAUUUUUUUAAUAAAGUAUUAAGAAUACGUAACAUUACUAUAAAUUGAUCCAGAUAUUUUAAUAAUUGUUAAUGCCUUUUAAAAUCUAUAAAUUAAAUAAAAUAUUCAUUAAAAACUUUUACAUGUUGCUGCAUAUUAUUAAUAUGUUAAAAUCGUAUUAUUGAUGAUUUAAUUUAUGUGUCCUAUUAACAGGAU